Dichomitus squalens LYAD-421 SS1 is the source of this 2597-nucleotide messenger RNA. Its product is annotated as G-alpha-domain-containing protein. The record is from RefSeq and is a predicted model, not a curated record. Gene Ontology annotation, cellular component: heterotrimeric G-protein complex. Gene Ontology annotation, molecular function: GTPase activity; G-protein beta/gamma-subunit complex binding; G protein-coupled receptor binding. The coding region runs from base 43 to 1509 and encodes 488 amino acids. NCBI's taxonomy places the organism in Eukaryota, Fungi, Basidiomycota, Agaricomycetes, Polyporales, Polyporaceae. The transcript is spliced from 13 exons. Gene Ontology annotation, biological process: adenylate cyclase-modulating G protein-coupled receptor signaling pathway.
CAAGACCCCCCCGCGUCCGUCCUGGUUUCCCCCACGACCCCCAUGCCACCCACCCGCGACCUCUCCGACCGCGAUCCGCUCUCUGCCGCACUCAGGCCGCCCAUAGACGAGUCCGAGGAGGAGAAGACGUCCCGUCUGGCCGAGGAGGAGGCUGCAAAGCGCGUCAGUUUGGCCAUAGACGAGUCUAUCCGCAUCGAGAAGCAGCAGCGCAAGAAACAGAAGCUUGUCCGUCUCCUCCUCCUCGGCCAGAGCGAGUCAGGCAAAUCGACUACCCUUCGCCAAUUCCAGAGAUUAUAUACCCCCAACGCCUUCCGCGAGGAACGUGUCCUAUGGCGUGCCGUAAUUCAACUCAACAUCGUCCGAUCCAUACACACUCUCUUGGAUACGCUCAACGAUAUCCGGCGACGCGACGUUUAUCCCUCCACCCCAUACACCUCUGAUCCCGACUCGGAUUCAGAGUCUGAGAGCCAUGUCCAACUACCCACACACCUUGAAGACCUGCGCAGACGACUACACCCCCUCCGGCACAUAGAGUCGCUCCUCAUCGCGAAGCUUGUACCACCAAACGAGCAUGAGGCUACGACUCUUGGCUACGGCGGCAGCAAUAGCGUGAACGGCAACGUCGGUCCCCCUUGGAAUAGCCGCCAAUUCGCCCAUUCGUCUCAACAUAAGGAAAUCUUCGUCCGCCCAGGAGCAGCGUGGAAAUUGCGCAGUCACGGUCGGCCUCAGUCCGCGGGCACGACAGGACAAGAGACCGUGGACGAGUCGCAGGCCGUCCUCCACCACUGCAGGACAGAUAUCGUCACUUUGUGGAAUGACCCUGUGGUUCGCCAGAUUCUGCGAAGACGAAAGAUACGGCUGGAGGAAAGCCCCGGAUUCUACCUGAACGACUUGGACAGAGUCACCUCAUUACAGUACUUCCCUUCCGACGACGACGUGCUGAAAGCGCGCUUGAAGACCGUGGGGGUAUCGGAAUACAGCUUCCACAUGGAAGCGGGUGAUGAACGGGGUACGGAAUGGCGAAUCAUUGACGUGGGCGGGUCACGUUCACAGCGGCCUACAUGGGUACCAUUCUUCGAUGAUGUGAAUGCGAUCAUCUUCUUGGCACCUAUAUCCGCUUUCGAUCAGGUACUUGUUGAGGACCGGAGCGUAAACCGGCUAGAGGAUAGUGUCCUCCUGUGGAAAGAGGUCUGCUCGAACAAGCUACUUGCUAAGGUCGAUCUAGUGCUGUUCCUGAACAAGUGCGAUAUCCUGGAAUCGAAGCUGAAGUCUGGCGUCCGACUGCAAAAGUAUGUGCGCAGCUUCGGAGAUCGGGCGAACGACCCCGAGGUUGCGCAGAAGUACUUCAAGAGCAAGUUCAGCGCCAUCCACCGUGAACAUUCGCCGAUUCCGCGGAAAUUUUACGGGUUCUGCACCUCCGUCACCGACACAACUACCACAGGCGGCAUCAUUGCCUCGGUCAAAGAUAUGGUCCUACGCGAGCAUCUUCGUGCAUCCAAGCUCCUCUGACCGCACAGCGUUCGCAAUUAUGACUCAUUCCAGCGCGCUGGACUGUCAUUGGUGGUCGCACUAAUGCCGGUGCUCGGAUGCUCGCCUGUCAGAGAACACGAGUGCCAGAUAUGCCCACUCCCGUCGCGACUGCUCGAAGGUCUAACUUAGUUCCUGUUCGCGUUACCUGGACCGCCCUCCGCGUACCUCAAACUCAAUCUGUCAGCGUUAAUCCCCCUUCCCCAGUUGUCACCCAUGCACCCACAAAACGCUGCUGUGUCUGGUUCCUGUGCCUUACGCCCUGCCACCCGCGAGGUACCCCUGUACUCGGUACCUGCGCUCCAAUGGAGUAUCUCUGGAACGCGUGCCCGUGUAGGGCGCGCGGAUUUCCUAUACUCGUCCAGCUGGUCGGCGCCAGGUACCCUCCCGUAAUUCUCAAGUCGCCGCGUCCUACCUGUCGCGGACCACGCUUCAGCCUGGACUUUGAACCGGAGCAUCCCGAAACCCCUGGCCACCAUGUGCGCUCCGCGCAUCUUCCCAAGUCCCUCUACCCGCGGGUCCAACUCGAAAACUGAGCUUUGCCCUCGCGCAAGAGCAAUAAUGACGAUUCUUCAUGCCCCCUCCACGUUCCGACACUAAGACGCUGUAUCUUAUCAUAUAUCGUCUUACAAUGCACUGUCGAUUUUAUCUUUCCCUGAUAUAAGUUAUCUUUGCUUUGCUCACUCUGCUGCAUAUAUUGCUUACUUACUGCCUUCCAUAUCUGCAUUCGAUACGAUACCUUUUGGGAGAGACCAUCUGACUCCCUCGCAUUGUUCAGAUGUUUCUUGCAUAGCACAUAUCCGUUGCGCAUCGCUAUUGGCUUUGCCCCACCAGUACAUCGUUUCGCAUAUUGACAUCACACUGGAUGGGUCGUGGAUUUCUUGUCCGCAGUGUAAUACAUAUUCCGUCCUCAUCACAGCACGAGCGUCCGUUCACUCACUGCGCAUUUGCAUCUUGUAGGCAGCUUCAGCAUGGAACAAUAUGACUUACCGUACAUUACGCCGUGUUGUAACGUCUGUGCAUCUGAUCCUGAUCAGGCACGGAAUAGCAUUCUAUAUCGAUUGGUACCC